AUGUUUGAGGGGAAGGAGAAGCGUCUGGAGCUGAUCCGUGAACUGCGCACCACACACGCUCUGCAGGAGGAGGGGCAACUGCUGAAGAAUGAGGGCAGAGAGGAGACCCUGACCCUGCAGCGGCAGCGGGAACUGGACGAGCACAAAGCCACAGUGCAGGAGGAGCACCUGUCCCGGAUGGAGGGGGAGGUCCUCUCAGAUAUGUUCGACUUCCUCUCAAAAGAGCUCGUCCGCCUGCAAGAAGAACGCAGGAUCCACGCAUUCGCCAUGCUCGCCGAACGCCACCGACGCAUCCGAGAAGCGGAGGAAAGCGGGAGGAGACAGGUGGAGGAGCGGAGGAGACGGGAGGAGGACGAGAUCUUCCGACAGGUUGUGAACAUUCACCAGAGCACCGUGGACUCCUACCUGGAGGACGUCAUCCUCAGCGCCACCCAGGACACGGCGGAGGAGCAGGCGCGGGAGGAGAUCCAGCGCAGGGCUCAGGAGAUCGAUCAUAUCGCUUACCAGAUGGAGAGCAGCCGCACCCAGCUGCAGUCGGAGGAGAUCGUGGCGGAGUUGGUGUACAGUUUUCUGAUCCCAGAAAUGCAGAAGACAGCUGUCCGGGGGAGAGUGAGGAACUCCCAGCGCAGACACCUUGCGGCCGCCCAUCGAAUCAUUCAUGGAAAUGCCGAGGCCUUACUGAGCGCGGAGACGCACCAACCGACUACAGAAGGGGAAGAUGCGCAGUGA
Messenger RNA from Staurois parvus, 729 nucleotides. Lineage: Eukaryota; Metazoa; Chordata; Amphibia; Anura; Ranidae. The record is from the annotation of a GenBank genome assembly.